CCUCGUCUAGGAAGUGACGUCAGGGAGCGUGGUCGCGCAGAUUCACCGGUGUUUACAGGUGAGACCGAAAAGCAGCUGAUUGUAACGUUUCUGUGGUUAUCGAUCUGCAACGGACCGUCACCUCGAUGACGUCAGGCGGAACCGUGAUGUUGGAUGCGGCUGACACGUGCGUGUAGAGUCCCAGCUGACCGUUAGCUUAGCUGUUAGCAUAUAGCUUCGUAGUAAACAAACAGAAACCUGACCAGUGUUCAAUACCCGCUGAUCAGCAGGAAGUGACGCAGACGCGCUGAUCCUGCGGUGGCUGAUCAGCUGAUCACCACAGAAGAAGAGUGAGGCUGAGUAGGAACUGAAGCUGUUAGCUCAGUCACAGCUAGCCGGCUAACACUGGCUCUGUGUGACGUCAAAGGUCAGGCCUCUAAUCGGUUAGUUAAAUUUUUAUUUUAUCUCAGAGUUUCGGAAUGAGCGGAGGAGGCAUACAGAGACACAGCAGGGCCGAGGAGGAAGAGGAGGAGGAGCACGAGGAGGACUUCUAUGACUGUCCGGACACGCUGGAGCCUCCUGACCCCACUGCAGGAGGAGAGGAGAGCCAGCAGGAUGUUAAUUUUAAACACACACAGAUUAAACGAGGAGACACAGAGAGGGAGGCAGCAGAAGGACACCAGGGAGAGGAGUGGGGAGACAGACUGAAGGAAGAGGAGGAUGAGAAGGAGGUGAAAGCUCUGCUGGAGACAGAGGAUGUGAAGCAGGGGGAGGAGGGGGUAGACGGGCUGAAGGAAGAGGAGGAGGUGAAGGAGCAACAAGAUGGAGACUCCCUGCGUGACUCUGACUCAGAGCUGAAGGAGGAGGUGGGCCCAGCCGUAGAGUUUGAUGAUGAUUACCUGAGGGAGGUGGAAAAGGAGCUGACCGAGGAGGAGAUGGAGAGUCGACGGCAGCAGAGCAUCAGUCUGAAGGAGGCGGGAAACGCCCACUUUAAGAGGGGAGACUGGGCGGAGGCGGGGCGAAGCUACACGGAUGCGCUGUCUGUGUGCCCCGUCUGUUUCAGCAGGGAGCGAGCCGUGCUGUUCUCCAAUAGAGCCGCCGCGAGGCUGCACCUGGAUCUGAAGGAGCAGGCGAUCUCAGACUGCAGCAGAGCAAUAGCGCUGGAUCCUGACUACCUGCGGGCGCUGCUGAGGAGGGCGGAGCUUUACGAGCAGACAGAGAAGCUGGACGAGGCUCUGGAGGACUACCAGAAGGUGCUGGAGCGAGACCCAAACAAUGUUGCUGCCAGGCAGGCGGCCAUGGAACUUUUAAAAGACCAGAGUCCUGAGAUCGGAGAGCACGGGAUGGAAUAUACCGGUGUAAAAGGUCAGAGAGAUACGAAGGUGCUAAUCCAUUUAAAGCCUUGUAAGUGAGCAACAGGACUUUAAAAUCAGCUCGAACCGGACAAGGUAGCCAAUGAAGAGAGUAUAAAACAGGGCUAAUAUAUUCGAAUUUUCCAGUUCAUGUUAAAAUACGAGCAGCUGCGUUUUGCACCAUCUGUAGACCUUUAAAACUUUUCUUUGGUAGCCCUGAGAAAAGAGCAUUACAGUAAUCAAUGCGUGAGGACACAAAUGCAUGAACAAGAAUCUCUGCAGUAUCGUUUGACAAAACGUGUCUAAUUCUAGCUAUGUUCCUCAAGUGAUAAAAGGCGGUUUUUGUUAUUUCUUUUAUAUGAGACUCAAAAGAGAGCACCGUGUCAAACCACACGCCCAAAUUUUUUACUUUGUCUCUACAAGUUAUGACCCUAUCAUCAAUUCUCAGGGUAAAAUUUUGGGACGAGUGCUGAAA
Oreochromis niloticus (Nile tilapia) is the source of this 1806-nucleotide messenger RNA. RefSeq names its product tetratricopeptide repeat domain 1 (gene ttc1). Gene Ontology annotation, molecular function: protein binding. The transcript has 6 exons. Bases 459 to 1391 code for a protein of 310 amino acids. NCBI's taxonomy places the organism in Eukaryota, Metazoa, Chordata, Actinopteri, Cichliformes, Cichlidae. The record is from RefSeq and is a predicted model, not a curated record.